CUCCGCCGUGGAGGUCGGGCGCGGGCCGGGGUCGCCGGUUCGAGCCUUCUGCCCGCGCGGGGCCGGGAGCUAGGGACCGGGGCUCGCGCCGUCCGGGCCGCAGCCCCGCGACCUCCGCUCUGUUUCUACACCCGUGCGCGGAGACUUGUAACUAGUUAAUUAAUCCAACAAACGGACCCUUCUGCGUAUCAGAAACUGCAAGGAGUUGCUAGCCCAGUGGGGCAGGCGGACUGGAAGACCAGGAAAGGCCAGGCCCCGGGCAGUGUGACACUGCCCUCUGUGACCAUGAAACUCUGGGUAUCCAUGUUGCUGGUGGCCUGGUUUGGUGUCCUGGGCUGUGUGCAGGCUGAAUUCUUUACUUCUAUUGGACACAUGACAGACCUGAUUUAUGCAGAGAAGGACCUGGUGCUAUCCCUGAAGGAGUACAUCUUGGUGGAGGAAGCCAAGCUCUCUAAGAUUAAGAGCUGGGCCAACAAAAUGGAAGCCCUGACCAGCAAGUCAGCUGCUGACCCUGAAGGCUACCUGUCCCACCCUGUGAAUGCCUAUAAACUGGUGAAGCGACUAAACACAGACUGGCCUGCGCUGGAGGACCUUGUCCUGCAGAACUCAGCUGCAGGCUUUAUUGCCAACCUGUCAGUGCAGCGACAGUUCUUUCCCACUGAUGAAGAUGAAACAGGAGCUGCCAAGGCCUUGAUGAGACUUCAGGACACAUACAGACUGGACCCAGACACAAUUUCCAAAGGGGAGCUUCCAGGAACCAAGUACCAGGCAGUGCUGAGUGCGGACGACUGCUUUGGGAUGGGCCGCUCGGCCUACAAUGAAGGAGACUAUUACCACACAGUGCUGUGGAUGGAACAGGUGCUGAAGCAGCUCGAUGCAGGGGAGGAGGCCACCACAUCCAAGGCCCAGGUGCUGGACUAUCUGAGCUAUGCCGUCUUCCAGUUGGGUGACCUGCACCGUGCCCUGGAGCUCACCCGCCGACUGCUCUCCCUUGACCCGAGCCAUGAACGAGCUGGAGGGAAUCUGCGCUACUUUGAACGGUUGUUGGAGGAAGAAAGAGAAAAUAUGUUAUUGAAUCACACAGAAGCUGAGCUAGCACCCCAGGAGGGCAUAUAUGAGAGGCCUGUGGACUACCUGCCUGAGAGGGAUAUCUACGAGAGCCUCUGUCGUGGGGAGGGUGUCAAACUGACACCCCGAAGGCAGAAGAGGCUUUUCUGUAGGUACCACCAUGGCAACGGGACGCCACAGCUGCUCAUCGCCCCUUUCAAAGAGGAGGAUGAGUGGGAUAGUCCACACAUCGUCAGGUACUACGAUGUCAUGUCUGACGAGGAAAUCGAGAGGAUCAAGGAAAUUGCAAAACCUAAACUUGCACGAGCCACUGUUCGUGAUCCCAAGACAGGUGUUCUGACUGUUGCCAGCUACAGAGUUUCCAAAAGCUCCUGGCUGGAGGAGGAUGAUGACCCUGUUGUGGCUCGGGUGAAUCUUCGGAUGCAGCACAUCACAGGCCUAACAGUAAAGACUGCAGAAUUGUUGCAGGUUGCUAAUUAUGGAAUGGGAGGACAGUACGAGCCACACUUUGACUUCUCUAGGAAGGAUGAGCAAGAUGCUUUCAAGCGUUUAGGGACGGGGAAUCGCGUGGCCACGUUCUUAAACUACAUGAGCGACGUGGAAGCUGGUGGUGCCACUGUCUUUCCUGAUCUGGGGGCUGCACUUUGGCCUAAGAAGGGCACGGCUGUAUUCUGGUACAACCUUCUGCGGAGCGGGGAAGGUGACUACAGAACGAGACAUGCUGCCUGCCCCGUGCUUGUGGGCUGCAAGUGGGAGCCGUGUGGAUGACAGGGUCUUCGUGCUCCGGCCAGGCAUCAGGCCUGUGCCUCUGAGGUGGGAGAGCUGAGUUCAGGACAUUGGUCCACCAGAGACCUCCCAGCUCCACGUAAUACCAAAUGGUGAAAAUCUCCCAGAAAUCUCCAUCUCAACGCCAAGACCCAGGUCCACUCAACGACCAGCAAGCUACAGUGCUGGACACCCUAUGCCAAACAACCAGCAAGACAGGAACACAACCCCACCCAUUAGCAGAGACGCUGCCUAAAAUCAUAAUAAGGACACAGACACCGCAAAACACACCACCAGACGCAGACCUGCCCACCAGAAAGACAAGAUCCACCCUCAUCCACCAGAACACAGGGACUAGUCCCCUCCACCAGGAAGCCUACACAACCCACUGAACCAACCUUAGCCACUGGGGGCAGACACCAAAAACAACGGGAACUACGAACCUGCAGCCUGCAAAAAGGAGAUCCUAAACACAGUAAGUUAAGCAAAAUGAGAAGACAGAGAAACACACAGCAGAUGAAGGAGCAAGGUAAAAACCCACCAGACCAAACAAAUGAAGAGGAAAUUGGCAGUCUACCUGAAAAAGAAUUCAGACUAAUGAUAGUAAAGAUGACCCAAAAUCUUGGAAGUAGAAUGGAGAAAAUACAAGAAACGUUUAACAAGGGCCUCGAAGAACUAAAGAGUAAACAAAUGAUGAACAACACAAUAAAUGAAAUUAAAAACUCUCUAGAAGGAAUCAAUAGCAGAAUAACUGAGGCAGAAGAAUGGAUAAGUAACUUGGAAGAUAAAAUAGUGGAAAUAACUACUGCAGAGCAGAAUAAAGAAAAAAGAAUGAAAAGAACUGAGGACAGU
Molecule: messenger RNA, 2685 nt
Organism: Physeter macrocephalus (sperm whale)
Lineage: Eukaryota; Metazoa; Chordata; Mammalia; Artiodactyla; Physeteridae
Gene: P4HA2
Product: prolyl 4-hydroxylase subunit alpha 2
Exons: 16
Coding region: 286-1836 (516 amino acids)
Biological process (GO): peptidyl-proline hydroxylation to 4-hydroxy-L-proline
Cellular component (GO): endoplasmic reticulum
Molecular function (GO): iron ion binding; protein binding; procollagen-proline 4-dioxygenase activity
Source: RefSeq, a predicted model, not a curated record